Folsomia candida is the source of this 2192-nucleotide messenger RNA. RefSeq names its product frequenin-1. The transcript is spliced from 9 exons. NCBI's taxonomy places the organism in Eukaryota, Metazoa, Arthropoda, Collembola, Entomobryomorpha, Isotomidae. The record is from RefSeq and is a predicted model, not a curated record. Bases 838 to 1401 code for a protein of 187 amino acids. Gene Ontology annotation, molecular function: calcium ion binding; calcium sensitive guanylate cyclase activator activity.
GAGCACUACUUCAAACACGACAGCCACCACUCACCUCGUUCCACCACCACCACAACCACCCGAAGUUAUUCUCAGCAAUGCCCCCGCUGCUGCUUCUGCCUCCUUCGCCUCCUGUCCGGCUCUAGAAACGUUCAGGUGGACUCAGUCAAGCUCCGACUUGCACCCACGCUCCUCGGUCACAGUCCGCUCGAAAAGAGAACCUCAAGGCGCAGAGGGGAACAACGGCUCGUCUCUCUCACGGCAGCGUCGUCCUCCGACCCAGAGAGCUCACCUACCUGUGGAAUGCUAGUCUCGAGCAGUGAAAACCAGCCCUCACAGUCUCGUCGUCGUCGUCGUAACUGGAGGAGAAGGGCAACUUGCGAAGGAAGGAAGUGAAAUAGCCGGCGUGUAAUUACCCACCAACACCAACCCCACCCAUCCAACUCCCCGAAACAGGAAGUGGGAUUCGUGGAGGGAAAUUGUACAUUCCGGUUUAGCAGGAAAUUAUAGCAUGGUGCAUUUUUCGGAAGCAUGGCACUCACUCACUUACCUCGAAAUCUCUCCAUUUGAGACUCACUCGGCAGUCGACUAAUCCUAAUUAAUUAACGGAGGUUCACUCCCAAAAGUAAUAGUCGUACGUACAUCGCAAUACUUGACAGUGUUCGUUAUUUGCGGAGAGAGAAGAAGAAGAGGUGUCAAUUUCAGGAGAAAGCAAACAGUUUGGGGCAAAGUGAAACGAGCAACAUUUGUUUGUUAUCUCGUCACUUGCUACUUCUUUGAACUUUGCAUUGUGUGUGAGAAGUCCGAGUGGUGAGAAGUAAUUAUCGUCAAGAUAACGUCCCCUCAGAUCGAGUAGAGAUGGGGAAGAAGAACUCCAAACUCAAGGCGGACACCAUCGAACGGCUCACAACGGCCACGUACUUUACCGAAAAGGAGAUUCGUCAAUGGCACAAAGGAUUUCUUAAAGACUGUCCGAACGGUCUGCUAACGGAGCAGGGUUUCAUCAAGAUCUACAAGCAGUUCUUCCCCAACGGAGACCCCUCCAAGUUCGCCUCUCUCGUCUUUCGCGUCUUUGACGAGAACAACGAUGGUGCAAUAGAGUUUGAAGAAUUUAUUCGAGCUUUGUCAAUAACGUCGAGGGGGAACCUGGAUGAGAAGCUUCACUGGGCAUUCCGAUUGUACGACGUGGACAACGACGGCUACAUCACGAGGGACGAAAUGUACAACAUCGUGGAAGCCAUCUACCAAAUGGUGGGCCAAGCCCCGACCAGUGAGGAUGAGAACACGCCACAAAAACGAGUCGAUAAGAUCUUUAACCAGAUGGAUUCUAACCACGACAAUCGGCUCACGCUGGAAGAGUUCCGCGAAGGGAGCAAGGCCGACCCUAGAAUUGUUCAGGCUUUGUCCCUUGGCGGAGACUAGCACGAGGAGGACGACGAGUAAUGAUUUCGUCUCCAGAUCUGUAAUCUCUUUUAUUUCGGGCAUGAUGAAUCUCCGAUUUCAAACUUAAACGCUUCUACAUUUCUUCAGUCUAAUAAAAAAACUCUCUUUGAAUUAUGUACACGUGCGUGAGUCAUAAAAACUCGGUCAGGGUUUUACAACCCUGAAAUAAAAAGGCCUGAGCUUCUAUACGAAAGUUCUACUAACAAAUAUGAAUGAAUACUAAAUAGAUACUUAACUUAUGUGUGUGUCAUACUGUUAUUAGAUGCAUACCCUAAUUCGUCGUGUGAAAAAAAAAGAUGUAUUAUGAAUUCUGGUGUAUUUAUGUACAUACACCAAAUUAAAUGUAUACUUAAAUAUGCACCAAUUAUAAUAACCCUAAUACUUAUCAACUGCUUACAUAAUACAUUGUUAACUACUUGGUUAGCUAGGUUUUUGCACUUUGUUCGUUAUAAAGGAAGUUUUACCUGCUUCAUAAUUAUGGCAGUUAUCAAAAUAAAAUAAAAAUCUCACAAAUAUGUAAUAAAAAUCAUGCAAUGUAAAGAGAUUGUAAAUGCACAUACAUAAAUAUGUAAAUACAUUUAGUGGUUAGAUCAGCCUCACAUUUGCAUAGUUAAGCCAACAAAAUUCUAUAUUUAUUCCAGAGAUGAUAUAAUUUUGUAUGCUAUUUUUGUGACACAUGUUCUUGUUUGAUGUAUAUGAUUUUGAAAAAUGAUUAAUAAUUGGAUAAAAUUCUGUUGCAUUUUAAAAAUAAAUCGAGCACUUUAAAUUGA